CAACUUCAUCUUGCACGAGAAGAGAUUCAGGAAAAUUUCCCCGACUUGGAGAAACGUUUCAACCCCCCACCUACAUCACACAACCAGGAUAAUCCAGUCGAAGCAGCCAGUGAGGUGGAUGACUGUUAUCCUGUGACCCGGCGGCCUUUAGGACACUGUCUGAUUAUUAACAACCACACAUUUGAAAAGACUAGCGGACUCAACAAUAGGAGAGGGACGGACGCAGAUAGAGAUGCACUUACUGAAGUUUUCCAGAGAAUGCAUUUCAUAGUGGACGAGAGAAGAGAUCUUUUAAGUUCACACAUUCAGAACACUGUGAUCGAGUUCGCAAUGAAGGACCACUCCAGAAUGGAUGUCUUCGUGUGCUGCAUUCUCUCACAUGGUGAGAAGGGUGCCGUGUUAGGGACUGACGGCGAAUCUGUCGCGAUCCGUGAUCUCACUCAGCUGAUUUCCGGAAGCUUGACACUCAGGGGCAAGCCCAAAGUCUUCUUCAUCCAGGCGUGUCAAGGCACUGAGCUGCAGAAGGGUGUGUGGUUGCAAGAUGGAUUUGAAGAUGAUGGGAAUGAGGACAAUGCUAAAAAAGCCAAUCUCACCCGUGUCCCUCUUGGAGCAGACUUCCUGAUUGGGAUGGCAACUGUGGAGUCCUACAAGUCUUUCCGUCACACAAUAAAAGGAUGCAUUUACAUCCAGGAGUUGUGCAAACACCUGAAGGAUUGCUGCCCCAAAAAAGAAGACAUCCUGUCAAUUCUGACGAAGGUGAACCGCAGCGUGAGCGCCCAAGAGUUAAAUAAUCACAAGCAGGUGCCGGAGCCUCGCUACACUCUUACCAAGAAACUGGUGCUACCCAUGGACUGAGCUAGAAAGACUUUUGCGAUCAGUCUUUGUCUUCCGUUACACCUGAUUAGUCUUUAAUUUUCCAUCAAUCCUGAUCAUCAUGUAGGUUUUCUGGUGUUGGGUGUUAACAUUUUCUCUA
This is a messenger RNA of Ictalurus furcatus (blue catfish), 973 nucleotides long. Its product is annotated as caspase-8-like. The record is from RefSeq and is a predicted model, not a curated record. The transcript has 6 exons. Gene Ontology annotation, molecular function: death effector domain binding. Gene Ontology annotation, biological process: apoptotic process; proteolysis. The annotation marks the transcript as partial. NCBI's taxonomy places the organism in Eukaryota, Metazoa, Chordata, Actinopteri, Siluriformes, Ictaluridae. Gene Ontology annotation, cellular component: cytoplasm.